Myotis myotis is the source of this 4183-nucleotide messenger RNA. RefSeq names its product mucin like 3 (gene MUCL3). The transcript is spliced from 3 exons. The coding region runs from base 1 to 3708 and encodes 1235 amino acids. The record is from RefSeq and is a predicted model, not a curated record. NCBI's taxonomy places the organism in Eukaryota, Metazoa, Chordata, Mammalia, Chiroptera, Vespertilionidae.
AUGGCAGGUGCUACCACACUUCAAGAACUUCAGAACACUGGUGAAUCCCCAACAUCUGACCAUUUAUCCCCUCCUGCUCCAAACCUUGUUUACAGUAUUCCCUCUCACCACACUGCUCUUCAUUUAAGACAUAGUAGUCCAGACCACCCUAAAUCUACAGAAACCCAUCAGCCCAAACACCAUUGCAAUGCCACACACAAUUUCAGGCCAAUUCACAAACCAAUAGAUAACUCCAAAAACUCUACAAAGCAUCACGAACCUCCUCCCACUUCUGAACAAAACCCUAGCAAUCAAGGAAAAGACCCAAUUGUCCGGAAUGGACGCUCUGCUAAAUCCGAUAUCACUCAUAAAAAAUUGUCCAAUGCAAACUAUCCAACCCCAAAACCCAAGAGCAAAACAACAUGUUCUACCUCCAAAACCAGCACAGCAACAGGAACAAGAAAUCACCCCCAAACUACACCUUUGGAAAAUACCAUCAGUACCUUAGACAGUAAAAGUACCAUAACUCUUACCUACCAUUCAGUCAAUUCAGAGAUCGACAAAAAACCCACAUCUUCCUCAGAAAAAAGCACAACAUAUAAGGCAUCAUUUAAGGCAACAGGUACCACAGAAGGAAAAGAAAGUGUUGAGGAUCAUACAGUAGCUAAUUACACAACUAUAGUUGCCUCAGAUAAGACUCUGAUAAAGACUACAGAACAAGCAAAAGACACAAUUUCAACCCAUGUGAAGACUACAAGAGCCCUACAGAUGCCUACAGACCACAGACAACACAGCACAUCAGCCCAUGUUCAACACAGCACAUCAGCUCAUGAGACUAUCACAAGAGCCCUAGCAAUGCCUACAGACCAUGAUCAACACAGCACAUCGGCCCAUGUUCAACAGAGCACCUUGGCCUAUGAUCAACACAGAACAGCAGCUCAUGAGAAGAUCACAAGAGCCUCAGCAAUGCCUACAGACCAUGAUCAACACAGUCCAUCAGCUCAUGAGAAGAUCACAAGAGCCCCAGAAAUGCCUAAAGACCAUGAUCAACACAGCACAUCAGCCCAUGUUCAACAGAGCACAUCAGCUCAUGAGAAGAUCACAAGAGCCUCAGCAAUGCCUACAGACCAUGAUCAACACAGCACAUCAGCUCAUGAGAAGAUCACAAGAGCCUCAGCAAUGCCUACAGACCAUGAUCAACACAGCCCAUCAGCUCAUGAGAAGAUCACAAGAGCCCCAGCAAUGCCUACAGACCAUGAUCAACAUAGCACAUCAGCCCAUGUUCAACAGAGCACAUCAGCUCAUGAGAAGAUCACAAGAGCCUCAGCAAUGCCUACAGACCAUGAUCAACACAGCACAUCAGCCCAUGUUCAACAGAGCACCUUUGCCUAUGAUCAACACAGCACAUCAGCUCAUGAGAAGAUCACAAGAGCCUCAGUAAUGCCUACCGACCAUGAUCAACACAGCACAUCAGCCCAUGUUCAACAGAGCACAUCAGCUCAUGAGACGAUCACAAGAGCCCCAGAAAUGCCUACAAACCACAAGCAACACAGCACAUCAGCCCAUGUUCAACAGAGCACUUUAGUCUAUGAUCAACACAGCACAUCAGCUCAUGAGAAGAUCACAAGAGCCCCAGCAAUGCCUACAGACCAUGAUCAACAUAGCACAUCAGCCCAUGUUCAACAGAGCACAUCAGCUCAUGAGAAGAUCACAAGAGCCUCAGCAAUGCCUACAGACCAUGAUCAACACAGCACAUCAGCCCAUGUUCAACAGAGCACCUUGGCCUAUGAUCAACACAGCACAUCAGCUCAUGAGAAGAUCACAAGAGCCUCAGUAAUGCCUACCGACCAUGAUCAACACAGCACAUCAGCCCAUGUUCAACAGAGCACAUCAGCUCAUGAGAAGAUCACAAGAGCCCCAGAAAUGCCUACAAACCACAGGCAACACAGCACAUCAGCCCAUGUUCAACAGAGCACUUUAGUCUAUGAUCAACACAGCACAUCAGCUCAUGAGAAGAUCACAAGAGCCCCAGAAAUGUCUACAGACCACAGGCAACACAGCACAUCAGCCCAUGUUCAGCACAGCACAUCAGCUCAUGAGAAGAUCACAAGAGCCCCAGCAAUGCCUACAGACCAUGAUCAACACAGCACAUCAGCCCAUGUUCAACAGAGCACAUCAGCUCAUGAGAUGAUCACAAGAGCCCCAGCAAUGCCUACAGAUCAUGAUCAACACAGCACAUCAGCCCAUGUUCAACAGAGCACAUCAGCUCAUGAGAAGAUCACAAGAGCCUCAGGAAUGCUUACAGACCAUGAUCAACACAGCACAUCAGCCCAUGUUCAACAGAGCACCUUGGCCUAUGAUCAACACAGCACAUCAGCUCAUGAGAAGAUCACAAGAGCCUCAGUAAUGCCUACCGACCAUGAUCAACACAGCACAUCAGCCCAUGUUCAACAGAGCACAUCAGCUCAUGAGACGAUCACAAGAGCCCCAGAAAUGCCUACAAACCACAGGCAACACAGCACAUCAGCCCAUGUUCAACAGAGCACCUUGGCCUAUGAUCAACACAGCACAUCAGCUCAUGAGAAGAUCACAAGAGCCCCAGAAAUGCCUACAGACCAUGAUCAACACAGCACAUCAGCCCAUGUUCAACAGAGCACCUUGGCCUAUGAUCAACACAGCACAUCAGUUCAUGAGAAGAUCACAAGAGCCCCAGCAAUGCCUACAAACCACGAGCAACACAGCACAUCAGCCUAUGUUCAACACAGCACAUCAGCUCAUGAGACGAUCACAAGAGCCGCAGCAAUGCCUACAGACCAUGAUCAACACAGCAUAUCGGCCCAUGUUCAACACAGCACAUCAGCUCAUAAGAUCACAAGAGCUCCAGAAAUGCCUACAGACCAUGAUCAACACAGCACAUCACAUCAAGUUCAACACAGCACAUCGGCCCAUGAGAAGAUCACAAGAGCCUCAGUAAUGCCUACAGACCAUGAUCAACACAGCACAUCAGCCCGUGUUCAACACAGCACAUCAGCCCAUGAUCAACACAGCAUAUCGACCCUUGUUCAACAGAGCACAUUGGCCCAUGGGAAGAUCACAAAAGCCCCAGCAAUGCCUACAGACCAUGGGCAACACAGUACAGCAGCCACAGAGCCAACCACAGGAGCCUCAGGACAGGCUGUAGUACACACAAAGAAGACCACAUCUGCCAAAGGGAGGGCCACACCAAUCCCAGCAGAGCGUACAGAAAACCCAGGAAGAACCACAGCUUCCAUAGAGACUACAUGGCCUCCAGUCAAGGUCACAGGAGACAAAUCUAUCAGUUCUUCCACUUCUGGUCCAAAUAAAACUGGUCAGGUGCCCACUGGCUCGUCUACCCUGCCCACUUCCAGCAUGAAACUGAGUUCUAUCAUGUCAGAAGCCCCAGUCGACCAGAGCCAAGCCUACCAGAACAAAGACGGUGCCCAGGGAGGUCUUCAUGCAGGAGAGACGGGGGACAGUACUUCAUUCCCCGCAUGGGCCAUAGUUAUUGUGGUCCUGGUGGCUGUGAUUCUCCUCUUGGUGUUCCUUGGCCUGAUCUUCCUGGUCUCCUACAUGACUCGAACACGGGGUGCACUGGUCCACAACCAUGAGGACAAUGACCCAGAGGAGGAUGGGGGCCCCAAUUCUUACCCUGUCUACCUGAUGGAGCAGCAGACGCUUGGUGUGGGCCAGAUCCCUUCCCCGCGAUGAUCUUCUAGAAAGCGCCCACCCCCAGUUCUUCCAUGCCCUACCCCUUCCUGGAGGAGGAAUUGGACUCACAGUUCCUAUUUCCUGGACACCAGAAGGGCAAAGUCCUGACAGUUAACAGCAUCAACCCUUCAUCUGCUGUGUUCUUAUUGAGAAUGGUCAAGGGAGUGGGUGAUGAGCAAGAAGGAUGUGAGUUUGGGAGACAGAAAAGAAAGAACCAGUAAUAGCAGCAAGUGUUCUCUGUGGAAGAUGAUGGUCUGAGAAUGAAAGUGUUUGAUGGACGCUUGGGGUGGGAGCCAAUACAGGGCAUUGGGUGCUAGGAGGGGCAGGGCAGGUGAGGAAGUUUGGGAGCCUCCGAGGGCAAUGCCCAGAUCUGUCUUGUCAGAUGAGAGGGGAGCCUGAGACAGAGCCCUGGGUUUCAGGACCCAUCUAUAUCAUUUCCACUUACUGCCACUUAGAGUGUGUGAACAGGCUUGUC